Suillus plorans is the source of this 1454-nucleotide messenger RNA. Its product is annotated as tubulin gamma chain. Gene Ontology annotation, molecular function: structural constituent of cytoskeleton; GTP binding. NCBI's taxonomy places the organism in Eukaryota, Fungi, Basidiomycota, Agaricomycetes, Boletales, Suillaceae. The transcript has 9 exons. Bases 36 to 1454 code for a protein of 472 amino acids. Gene Ontology annotation, cellular component: nucleus; centrosome; spindle. Gene Ontology annotation, biological process: meiotic spindle organization; mitotic spindle organization; microtubule nucleation. The record is from RefSeq and is a predicted model, not a curated record.
AUUUGAUACAAUCUUGAACGCGUUCCGCGUCCAUCAUGCCUCGCGAAAUUGUGACAGUCCAGCUCGGUCAAUGUGGCAAUCAAGUGGGCGCUGUGUACUGGCAACGCCUCUGUGCUGAACACGGAAUCAACAAAGAAGGUAUCCUCGAGGAAUGGGCGACCGAAGGUGGAGACCGCAAAGAUGUCUUCUUCUACCAAGCGGACGACGAGCAUUAUAUUCCACGCGCGAUCCUUGUCGACCUGGAGCCUCGCGUUAUCAACAACAUCCUCACCUCACCGUGGGCGAAUCUGUACAACCCGGAGAACAUUUUUAUGUCGAAAGAUGGUGGUGGCGCUGGAAAUAACUGGGCGCAUGGGUAUGCUUCUGGGGAGAGACUGUAUGAAGAGGUCAUGGAAAUGAUUGAUCGAGAAGCUGAAGGGAGCGACUCUCUGGAGGGCUUCAUGCUCAUGCAUUCAAUAGCAGGAGGCACGGGUUCAGGAUUCGGUUCCUUCAUUCUCGAGCGCCUGAAUGAUAAGUUUCCCAAAAAGCUCAUCCAAACAUACUCUGUUUUUCCGAACGCCAACGAGGGUGAUGUCGUGGUGCAGCCUUACAACUCUCUCCUUACCCUUAAGCGUCUAACGAACCAUGCUGACUCGGUCGUUGUCCUGGACAACGGCGCAUUGGCGCGGAUAUCGGCAGAUCGAUUGCACGUUCAAACACCUACUUUUGACCAGACAAAUCAGCUCGUCUCAACAGUCAUGGCUGCGAGCACGCAGACACUUCGAUAUCCAGGAUAUAUGAACAACGACCUUGUGGGCAUAAUAGCCUCACUCAUACCAACGCCUCGAUGUCACUUCCUUAUGACCUCGUACACACCCUUCACAAGUGAUCAAAUCGACAAGGCAAAACCAAUUCGUAGAACAACAGUCCUUGAUGUUAUGCGACGUUUGCUUCAGCCAAAAAACCGCAUGGUGUCCACAACACCAAGCAAAACGGCCUGCUACAUCUCAAUCUUGAAUAUCAUCCAAGGAGAUGUCGACCCAACGGACGUUCACCAAUCACUUCUGCGGAUACGAGAACGUCAGCUCGCGAACUUUAUACCUUGGGGACCAGCAUCGAUACAAGUAGCUUUGACGCGUCGUUCGCCAUAUGUCACGACAAAUCACCGCGUCAGCGGACUCAUGCUUGCUAACCACACGAGCAUUGCCUCGCUAUUCAAGCGGAUGCUCGACCAGUUUGACCGGCUCCGGAAACGAAAUGCAUUUUUGGAGCAAUACAAGAAAGAGAAAAUGUUUGAGAAUGGACUGGAAGAAUUUGAUGAUGCGAGGUCGACUGCAGAGGAGUUGCUCAAAGAGUAUAAGGCUUGCGAGAGUGCGGAUUAUAUUACUUAUGUAAGUUCUUUUGUUCACCGUUCAUUGUAUCUGCGCUCAGGUCAAGAGUUACAGGGGGCGCCAGACGCAGAACAGGGUUCAUAG